Hemiscyllium ocellatum (epaulette shark) is the source of this 5089-nucleotide messenger RNA. Its product is annotated as flavin-containing monooxygenase 5-like. NCBI's taxonomy places the organism in Eukaryota, Metazoa, Chordata, Chondrichthyes, Orectolobiformes, Hemiscylliidae. Gene Ontology annotation, molecular function: N,N-dimethylaniline monooxygenase activity; NADP binding; flavin adenine dinucleotide binding. The record is from RefSeq and is a predicted model, not a curated record. The transcript has 10 exons. Bases 234 to 1823 code for a protein of 529 amino acids.
UUGCUUUUAUGCAAAGAAUUCGCAGCGGAGUUCACUUUUCGCUUACUGUAGAAGCAACGUCACAUUCCAGAUUAUUUCUGAUAGAAAGAGGAAGAGUAAGUAGCAGAGAAAAGGAUACAAACAAACAGGCAGGUCAGGCAGCAUCCAAGGAGCAGAAGAAUCGACGUUUCGGGCAUGAGUCCUUCUUCAGGAAUGAGGAAAGUGUGCCCAGCAGGCUAAGAUAAAAGGUGAAAAUGACAAAGCGAGUUGCCAUUAUUGGGGGUGGUUCGAGUGGCCUAGCCUGUAUAAAGUGCUGCCUGGAUGAAGACUUGGAGCCUGUCUGCUUUGAGAGAGGCAAUGACAUUGGAGGACUUUGGAACUUUCAGGAAAAUGUCACUGAUGGUAGGGCCAGCAUUUAUAAAUCAUUGAUCAUUAAUACCUCCAAGGAGAUGAUGUGCUUCAGCGACUUUCCAAUUCCUGAUGAUUACCCAAACUACAUGCAUAACAGUCGGAUUCUGGAGUACUUCCACCUUUACGCCAAGCAUUUCAAUCUGUUGAAGUACAUACGUUUCAAGACCCUGGUGUGUAGCAUACGUAAACGAGACGAUUUCUCCUCCACGGGGCAAUGGGAUAUUGUGACAAGAGAUGCAGAGGAUAACUUGGAAUCGACUAUUUUCGAUGGCAUUAUGGUCUGUACUGGUCAUCAUGUCAAUGCCCAUUUGCCUCUGGAUUCUUUUCCUGGCAUAGAAAAGUUCACAGGUCAAUACAUGCACAGCAAGGAUUAUAAAGGUCCAAUAAUAUUUGAAGGAAAGAAAGUGGUAGUAAUUGGAAUUGGAAACUCUGGAGGUGACCUUGCAGUUGAAAUCAGCCGACAUGCUAAGCAGGUAUUCCUCAGUACGAGACGAGGUGCCUGGGUGCUGAACCGUGUGGCUAACAAAGGGUUUCCUGGUGACAUGCUGUUUAACAGUCGCAUUAUUACCUGUAUUCCGAAAUCUGUUUCAAGCUGGAUUGGUGAAAGGAGCGUGAACAACCGAUUCAAUCAUGCAAACUAUGGUCUGCAGCCUAGCCACAGGAUUUUUAGCCAACAUCCGACGGUCAAUGACGAUUUACCAAAUCGCAUUAUAGCAGGAGCUGUACUUGUGAAAUCUAAUGUGAAGCGAUUUACUGAAACUGCAGCCAUCUUUGAGGAUGGUACAAUGGAAGACAUUGAUGCUGUUAUUUUUGCAACGGGAUACAACAUCUCUUUCCCAUUUCUGGAUGAGUCUGUCGUUAAUAUCAACAAAAAUCACGUUUCUCUAUACAAAUACGUCUUUCCACCUCAACUGGAGCAGCCAACUCUGGCCAUUAUUGGUCUUGUCCAGCCAUUAGGAGCCAUUAUGCCAAUAUCUGAACUUCAAGCACGUUGGGUCACAAGGGUCUUUAAAGGUUUGGCUAAACUGCCUUCGGUCGACAUCAUGAUGGCAGAUAUAACAGAGAAGAAAAAAAAAAUGGCCGAAAGGUAUGUCAACUCCCAAAGGCACACUAUUCAAGUUGAUUACAUACCCUACAUGGAUGAAUUGGCAAUGCAGAUUGGUGUGAAACCCAACCUGAAGGAGCUGUUCUUCACAGAUCCACAGCUGGCAUUUAAGGUCCUCUUUGGCCCCUGCUCACCGUACCAGUUUCGACUGACUGGGCCCGGAAAAUGGGCGAAAGCUCGGGAAACCAUUCUCACACAGUGGGAGCGCACCAUCAAACCAACUAAAACACGUGCACCUGCGAUGAAUCAGCAAGAAACAUCUCUACCGAUGCUGCUGAAAGUCAUGGCUCUGCUAGUCGCCAUUUGUGCUCUCUGUUUGCUUCUGUAAUUGGCGGGGAGGCUUUCCUGAGGAGCUUCUUCCAGCCUUUUUGCCUGCCAUAUAGUGAUGGAUUUUGAUUCUCUUUCACAUGAUGUAUGAUUGAUUCAUUAAAUUUUACAGCAUGGAAAUAGGCCCUCACGCCUAUCUUGUCUGUGCAAGUCUUCGUGCUCUUAUCUACUCUAAUGCCAUUUCCAGCACUUGGCCCUUAGCCUUGAACACGGUGGCACUUAAAGUGAUCAUUUAAUUACUUCUUAAAUGUUGUGAUGUUUCCCAGCUCUGCCACCCUUUCAGGCAGUGAGGUCCAAAUACCUAUCACAUUCUGGAUGAAAAGAAAUCUUAAGUCUCUCCGUUAUACCCUUUACUUUAAAUCUGUGCCCCCAGGUUAUUGUUUUCUUGAAGGGGAAAUGAUUCCUCCUCACUGUCUACACCAUUCAAGUGAGCACACUUCAGACAGGUCCUCCCGCUUCUGCCUUGUCUGCUCUAGGGAAAAUUAUUCCAGCCCAUCACAGCAGAAAUGCUCCAGCCUAAGAAACAUCCUGGUGAAUCUCCUCUGUACCCUUUUGCGUGCAAUCACAUUCUUCCUAUAGUGUGGCAACCACAAUUACACGCAGUACUCCAGGAGAGUUGAUGUUUCGGGCAUAAGUAAUGUCUUGUACAGUUUCAUCAUAAUUUUCUGUGAAUUUCAGUGUUGUGACUAAAAGGCAAAUAUCCCAUAUGUCCUCUUAACCAACUUAUCCUUUGCCUGUUAGUCCUCCCAAAAAUGUAGUAUCUCAUACAUUGCAAGAUUAAAUUCCUUUUGCCAUCUGACCAGCACACACCUCCCCCUCACCUCCGUCCAAGGCUCUAAAGGAUUACUUUAAAUAUGCAAAUCCUCCCACCUCAUAUACUGCUUCCGUUGCUCUCAAUGUGGUCUCUUUAUGUCAGGGAGACCGAGCACCAACUUAGCGUUUCAGGGAAUAUCUCUGGUCUGCAUGCACCAAACAACUCCACCACCCUGUGGCUCACCACUUCAACUCCCCCUUACACUCCUGUAACAAUGUGCAAAUCCUGGGCCUCCUUCACUGCCAAAUCAAUGCCAUCUGCCAACUGGAGGAAGAACACCUCAUCUUCCACCACAGGGACCCUACAACCACACGGUAUCAACAUUGACUUCACCAGUUUCCAAAUCAUCUCAGAUCCAACUCUCUGAAUCAGCACCACCCUCUUCACGUGUGCUACCUGUCCAUCUUCCUUCACACUUAUCCGCUGCACCCUCCCCACUAACCUAUCACAGUCACCUCCCACCUGUAUCUACCUAUUACCAUCCCAGUUACCUUCCCCCCCCCCCCCCCCACCUCACCCCACCUCCCCACCCUCUCCUAUUUAUCUCUCAGCCCCCUUCACCCUCCAUAUUCCUGAUGAAGGGCUUAUGCCCGAAACAUCAAGUCCUGCUCCUCAGAUGCUGCUGACCUGCUGUGCUUUUCCAGCGCCACACCUUUUAACUCUGACUCUCCAGCAUCUGCAGUCCUCACUUUCUACAAUAUUAUCCUGCAGUCAAAUACUUUACCACACCAUCAGUUUCCAUGUCACCUGCAAACUUACAGAUCAACCCUUCUACGUUUAUGCCUAAAUAAUUAAUGUACACUAUAAGUAGCAAAGGACCUCCCUUUGAACCCUGUGGUACAGCACUGGGCACAGGAUUCUAUUCCCCCCACCCCAGCCUCCUGUCAUUAAGUCAGUUUUGGAUCCAAUUUGCCAAAUUGCUCUGGAUCCCACGGGCUGUUAUCUUCUUGACCAGUCUCCCAUGCAUGACCUCCUCAAAGGCCUUACUGAAGUCCUUGUAGACAAGCAUCCACUUUUGAUUUCUAUGGAAUUUAUUCCUCAAGACUUAAUACCUUGAACGAAUCAAAUCCUGUCUACAGCUGGUUCAGUUGAAAUGUUGGACUUAAGGAUCGUUUUGCCAAAAAGCAGCCUGCUGACGUUGGGUGCUUUAAUGAACAAUAUGUGCCACACUGUGAGAAUUAGAUUUUUCUGUUGUGACGUUUAUCAGUCCAGACUGAUGAGGAUAACCACUUAGCUGAUUCUGGGGUGCUUGUGAAUUUGCAUUCCAUCCCUUACUUGCAUUUUCAGACAUGGAAAGGAAGGAAAAGCACAUUUUUUGUUUUAUAUGGGGAUGUUGAUGACCUAAUGGUAUUAUCGCUGGACUAUUAAUACAGAGAGCUCAGCUAAUGUUCUGGAGAGCCAGCUUCAAAUCCUGCCAUGGCAGAUGGUGGAACUUGAAUUCAAUAAAUAUCUGGAAUUAAGAAUCUAAUGAUUACUAUAAAUCAAUUGUCAGAAAAACCUGUCUGGUUCGCUAAUGUCCUUUAGGGAAGGAAAUCCGCCAUCCUUACCUGGUCUGGCCUACUUGUGAGCCCAGACCCAGAGCAAUGUGGUUGACUCUGGGCAAUUAGGGAUAGGCAAUAAAUGCUGACUAGGCAGCAAUGCCCUCAUCCUGUGAAUGAAUUUUUAAAAAACACAUACAAUUUGAUAAGUAUUUACAACAUAUUUCUUCAGAGUCAUUAAACUUAAUUCCAGGAGCUGAACUAAAUCAUGUAUCCCACAGAACCUCAAAUUAGUUCCAUUGAUCGCACCCACAACCCUGCUGAAAGAGUUGCCCCAGUAAAACGCCAAGGGAGAUCCACUUCCCAUUUCUGAUCAUUUAGGUGGAUUUGAAGAAGAAUAGUUCUCCGGCUUUCCUGACCACCAUUCUUCCCUCGACUAAACACUCAAAAACCUAUAUUUUUGUUAAAUUCUGAUCAUCCACCUUGGUCCUGUUUGUGGGAUCUUGCUAUGUGCAGUUUGGCUUGCUGCUCAUUUUAUGUGAAAUACUGGGACAAUUUGGGAAGACUUUUAGCUGGUGGAUGCUACAUUAUGCAAUUACCUAAUGCCUGCAGCUCUUUUGAUUUUAUUUUGAAGUAAAUCUAAGUGUUUGGAAUGCAAUUGACAUUUUCCUCUGUGUAGUUAUGAUACACCUUGGUUGUUAUAAAUAAUAGUUAUUAGCUUCUCUGAUUUCACUGCGGGUUUGACUGAUGGUCGAUCCAUUGAAAUCUAUCGUUGUGAGAUGACUGUGCAGUUUACCUGGAACAUGAUGCAGCAAAUUAUUAGUCAUAGGCAUGGAAGUAACAGAUUUUCAGGCAAACUGUAACUGCCGUCUUAUGUGAAUUAAAUUCUGGUUUGAUCACAAAUUCUGUGUCCCAGAAGCUCAGCUUCAGUCUGUAAAACACCAGCAAAAGUGAGAAAUUAAAUCAGUUACACCA